Molecule: messenger RNA, 2511 nt
Organism: Hydra vulgaris (swiftwater hydra)
Lineage: Eukaryota; Metazoa; Cnidaria; Hydrozoa; Anthoathecata; Hydridae
Source: RefSeq, a predicted model, not a curated record
GUUGACUAUGUUUUCAAAAGAGCCCGUAUUGUGGGAGGAGUUAUCCAGAAUUUUCCAUUCACAAGACGUCAAUAAGACGCAUCCUGAAAAUAAAUUUCUUAAAGAUAAUUGGAAUUAUUAAGGAAUUUGUCAUCAAUCCUCAAAAAAGUCAGCUAUUCAAAAUAUUAAACAUUUGGUUUUUUCAUAUAAAAAAAAAAUAAGCUCAACAUAUUUCUGUUGGUGUACUAAAAAAAACUUAAUGGAAAGGAAUGUAAAAUUUCAUUGUAACUGGUGCAUAUAUAAUAUGAGUGAUCUAUUUCCUAGAUAAAUCUAACCAAGAUGCUAAAUAUAACUGAAAUCUAAAAAAAGUGGCAAAAGUCUUCAUGUAGAGCUUUACAGUAAAAUUAGCUUCUAACACUAUAUUUAAUGUUAAAAAGAAUUCUUCCAGAGACUUCAAGACUGUACAGAACACUAUGACAAAAAUGAGGAAAAAACUUGGUAGGAAAGGUAUCCAAGCAUCUGAACAUCUGUUUAUGAUCCUAUAAUCAUGAUAGACACGAAACCAUCUUAAGCUAUACGCAACUUUUUAGACAGCUUUAUUGCUAGCUCCUGUUAACAAAACUGUUGUUAUUGUGAGGUGACAGUCAAAUUAUUGGACGGAGAGCUCAGAACCAUACAACAUUUAUCAAACUGGUAUGAACAAAGAAAUGUUUGAUUCACUUCCUGUUAAUCACCAAAAAGAGCUCCUGUUAAAAUAUGCCAACCACCAAGAAGAUUUAAUCCAUAAAUGCAGAAUAUCUCUUCUUGUAUUAAAGCGGUUUAAAGGCGCAAUCAAGGAUCAGGGGGAAAAGCUUAUUUCAACUUUAAAAACUUUUGAAGACAAGGAGUAUGAUUCCCCUCUUAAUAUGUAUAGGAAGAUGAUUGUUUGUGAUAUCCUGCCUUUAGUCAUUAAGAGUCCUAACACACAAGUUCUGCAAAGUAAAUCAAUUAAACACCAGGUGGAUUGCUUUAUUGUAAGCGAAGAUCAAAUGAUAAGUUAUUUGAAUAUGACAAUGCAGUUUUUUGUUGCAUAUGCUAUCAAAAAAGCAUCUGUUCUACCUUGUGCCAAUGAUACUUCAUUUAAAGAUGAUUUUGAAUUAGAUGAAUCAAUAUCGAGUUGGAGCUUGUUGCAUGAGAACUUUGUAUGUUUUGCAACCAAACUUGGUUGGAGUAACGUUCUAAAGUUUAAAGACAAAAUUGAUCCUUCAAAAAAUAGACCUCUAAAGAGUCGAUGGAAAUCCUUGAGUAAAACCAGAGAUGCACGAAAUGCAUUAGGAUUGUUUUAUGCAGUCUUUCAGCUUCAUAUCUUUGCUAUGCUUGAAUAUUGUUCUAUUAUACUCAAAUGUAAUCAAAAAGCUUCAAGUCCAAGUUCUGUUGAAACUCAGUGUAUUUUGGUUGAUAAUGUUGGAUACUUGACUUCUAAAGAAGCCACAGAAAAAACUGGUGUUAGAACACCUAAGAAAAAGAAAAAGUCAGAUGAUACAAAUUCUUAUUCUGAUUAUUAUUCUUCAAGUGAAGAUGUUCCUAUUAUUAUUCAUCCAGACUUGAUGGGUCAUGUAAAUGAAAAUAUUGGAGAAUACUUACAAGUUGCUAUAGAUACACAAAAUUUUCUUAAGAUAGUAUUCAAAACAGAGUAUGAACAAAUUUUUCAAGAUUGGAAAAUGAAUAAUUGGAAAUGGACAGAUAGUUUUGAGAUUGAUGCACUGCUAUUUCAAGGAAAACAUGCAAUGGUUAUCAAUGCAUUAAAAAAUAAGGUUUCUAUGAAACAUUUACUUCAGCUUUCAUCUGCUCUUUUUUCAUCAGGGUAUCACAAGAUGGCAUGUGAAACAGUGCUUCAUGCUGUUAAUCAAUUGCAUGUUUCAGCAUUUGAAGAUGCGCACAUAGAUGAUAAAAUGCACCAAAAUCUAGAAGGGAGAAGUUUGUUGCUGCUUUCUAGUAGUCCAAAUGAUGUUCUUAUAUAUGCUGUUCAAAUUAUAUCAGCAUCGCUUAAGGCUCUUUUAAAUGUUGAUGAUGAACAUCAAGAUUACAUAAUUGGACACUUGAUUGUUCUUUCCCAGUUGAUGUGGCCAGUGAAUGAAGAUAUAUUUUUGCAUCUGCUUAAACUUGUGCAAGUAAAAGAAAAUGGUUUUAAAUACCCGUUGUUUUUUAGCUACAUCACACAAAUUGACAUUCUUGAAGAAUUUGCGUAUCUUUAUUCAUCAGAGACUGUUACUUUAGAGUUGUCUUCUUCAGAAGAAACUACGAAACACACUAUUACUCGUGGUGUGAACAAGGAAGCCCAAAACGAUUUCAAAGCUUCAGUUAUGCGUCAAGUUGCUAAGAGUAACGAACCGAUAAAGAAUCUAAUUUUCCAGUUUUUACGUAACGAAAAAGAAGCGAUUUUAGGCGUGAUGUUAUGAGUUUUAAUCAUUUUUUCUUCUGAGCAUUCAAAACUUGAAAGUGGUUCAAAUUUAUUUAUAAGUGCUUAAAGAAAAUUUGUUUAAAUUCGAUCAA